Brettanomyces nanus is the source of this 2529-nucleotide messenger RNA. It is a transcript of the gene CDC48, whose product is annotated as AAA ATPase cdc48. Lineage: Eukaryota; Fungi; Ascomycota; Pichiomycetes; Pichiales; Pichiaceae. The record is from RefSeq and is a predicted model, not a curated record. Bases 1 to 2529 code for a protein of 842 amino acids. The transcript has a single exon. Gene Ontology annotation, biological process: mitotic spindle disassembly; autophagosome maturation; retrograde protein transport, ER to cytosol. Gene Ontology annotation, cellular component: VCP-NPL4-UFD1 AAA ATPase complex; cytosol; nucleus. Gene Ontology annotation, molecular function: ATP hydrolysis activity; ATP binding; polyubiquitin modification-dependent protein binding.
AUGGUCGAUCACAAGAAGAAGCCUUUAUUAGAUGCCUCAGGUGCAGACGUAGUGCCUGAAGAUUCUACUGCCACUGCCAUCCUCAGAAGAAAAAAGAAGGAUAACGCCCUUAUUGUCGACGAUGCUACAAAUGACGACAAUUCGAUCAUUUCUAUGUCUUCAAACACUAUGGAGAAAUUGCAGUUAUUCAGAGGUGAUGCUGUCCUUGUUAAGGGUAAAAAGAGAAAGGAUACCGUUUUGAUUGCCUUGGCCGAUGAUGAUAUGGAGGACGGUGUUUGCCGAAUCAACCGUGUCUCUCGUAACAACUUGCGUGUUCGUCUUGGUGAUAUCGCCACAAUUCAUCCCUGUCCCGAGAUCAAAUUUGCCACCAGAAUCUCUGUCUUGCCUAUUGCUGAUUCAAUUGAAGGUCUUACGGGCUCUUUAUUCGACAUGUACUUGAAACCAUAUUUCGUCGAUGCCUAUCGUCCUGUUCGUAAGAAUGAUCACUUCAUUGUUCGUGGUGGUAUGAGACAGGUUGAGUUUAAAGUGGUUGAAGUUGAACCCGAAGAUUAUGCUAUCGUUUCCCAGGAUACCAUCAUUCACUCUGAAGGUGAACCAAUCAAUCGUGAAGAUGAGGAAAAUAAUCUAAAUGAAGUCGGAUACGAUGAUAUUGGUGGCUGCAGAAAACAAAUGGCCCAGAUCCGUGAGCUAGUGGAGCUUCCCCUUCGUCAUCCUCAAUUGUUCAAAGUAAUCGGUAUCAAACCUCCAAAAGGUAUUUUGAUGUAUGGUCCUCCCGGUACAGGUAAGACCUUAAUGGCUCGUGCCGUGGCCAACGAAACUGGUGCCUUCUUCUUUCUAAUUAAUGGCCCAGAAAUUAUGUCCAAGAUGGCCGGUGAGUCUGAAUCUAACUUGCGUAAGGCCUUUGAGGAAGCUGAUAAGAAUGCCCCUGCUAUUAUUUUCAUCGAUGAAAUUGAUUCCAUCGCUCCUAAGCGUGAUAAGACUAAUGGUGAAGUGGAGAGACGUGUGGUUUCUCAAUUGUUGACUUUGAUGGAUGGUAUGAAGGCUCGUUCUAAUGUUGUGGUGAUUGCUGCUACCAACAGACCUAACUCUAUUGAUCCCGCUCUUCGUCGUUUCGGUCGUUUUGACCGUGAAGUCGAUAUCAGUAUCCCGGAUGCUACCGGACGUCUUGAAAUUUUGAGGAUUCACACUAAAAACAUGAAGUUGGCUGACGAUGUUGACUUGGAAACUAUUGCUCAGGAAACACACGGUUACGUCGGUGCUGAUCUUGCGUCUCUAUGUUCCGAAGCUGCCAUGCAGCAAAUCCGUGAGAAGAUGGACUUGAUAGAUCUUGAAGAAGAGAACAUUGAUACUGAGGUCUUAGACUCUUUGGCCGUCAAUAUGGAUGAUUUCAGAUUUGCCCUUUCCAACUCCAAUCCAUCUGCUUUGCGUGAAACUGUCGUCGAAAGCGUCAAUGUCACUUGGGAAGAUAUUGGUGGUCUUGAUGGUAUCAAGCAGGAGCUUCGUGAAACUGUUGAGUAUCCUGUUUUGCAUCCAGAUCAAUAUACCAAAUUUGGUCUUUCUCCCUCAAAAGGUGUUUUGUUCUUUGGUCCUCCUGGUACAGGUAAAACUUUACUUGCUAAAGCCGUGGCCACUGAAGUCAGUGCCAACUUUAUAUCUGUUAAAGGUCCAGAGUUGUUGAGUAUGUGGUACGGUGAGUCUGAGUCCAACAUUCGUGAUAUCUUUGACAAAGCUCGUGCUGCUGCCCCUACCGUUGUGUUCUUGGAUGAGUUGGACUCAAUUGCCAAGUCCAGAGGUGGUAAUAUGGGAGAUGCAGGUGGAGCCUCGGAUCGUGUGGUGAAUCAAUUAUUGACAGAAAUGGAUGGUAUGAACUCCAAGAAAAACGUGUUUAUCAUUGGUGCCACAAACAGACCUGAUCAGAUUGAUCCUGCCAUUCUCAGACCGGGCCGUUUAGACCAGCUUAUUUACGUUCCUUUGCCGGACGAAGCUGCUAGAAUGUCGAUCUUGCGAGCCCAGUUAAGGAAGACUCCGUUGGAGCCAGGCCUCGAUUUGAAUGCCAUUGCUAGAGUUAGUAAUGGUUUUUCGGGUGCCGAUUUAUCGUAUAUUGUGCAAAGAGCUGCAAAAUAUGCCAUCAAGGACUCUAUCGAAGCGCAGAAGCAGUAUGAGGACGAGCAAGAGGCCAAAGAUAAAGAAAAGGAAAAGUCUGAUAAUGGUGAUGAGAUGAAGGUUGAUGCCGAGGGUGACGAAGAUGUUGAGGAGGAUGAGCGUCCAGAUCCUGUUCCAUACAUUACUAGACAUCAUUUCGAAGAAGCCAUGAAAACAGCCAAGAGAUCUGUGUCUCCAGCCGAAUUAAGAAGAUAUGAGGCUUAUGCUCAACAAAUGCAGGCUGCAAGAGGACAGAUGUCUCAUUUCCACUUUGAUGGCGAUGCUUCAGAAGCUGCCGAUGGUGCCAAUGGGGCCGCUGGAACUGGUGAUGCAUCAGGUGCAGCUUUUGGAUCUGUUGAAGAUGAUGAAGAUGAUUUAUACAGCUGA